UUGAACGCUUCGGAAAAUUCUCGAUCGCUACCUUGACAACUGUUUGUUUUUGAUUGGCUGAAAAUUUUCAGGAAAAUCAAAUUCCUUUCAAAAGGGAAUUUAUUUGAUUUCUGUGCGUCGGAUAAAUCGUAAGGUAUAAAGUCAAAAGUGAAUUAAAUGCAUUUCAAGAUGGCUUUAUUUAGCCGUAAAAUAUACCUAUUGGGUGCCUUUCUGGUGUUAGUGAAUGCAAUAAGUGUGGUGCAUUCAGAGGAGCCGAAGGAAAAGGAUGGGGACGACGAAGCGACUGUGGAGACUGUGGAAGAGGAGAAUGUAUAUCAGAGUCCAAAAAUAAGCCCCGAAAAAGUAUAUUUAGCUGAACAUUUUGAUGACGAGGCUGCAUUCAAGAAGAAAUGGGUGAAGUCUGAAGCGAAGAAACAGGGUGUUGAUGAGAAUAUUGCCAAGUAUGAUGGCAAAUGGGCGAUUCAACAACCAAGCAGAAAGAUCUUCAAAGAUGACUUAGGUCUGGUGUUAACGACUGAAGCAAAGCAUGCAGCCAUAUCAACUCUUUUGCAGCGGCCAUUUGAAUUCAAGGACAAACCCUUCAUUGUCCAGUAUGAAGUUACCAUGCAGGAAGGCCAAAACUGCGGUGGUGCCUACAUCAAGCUCCUAUCCCGCGGUACCAACACUCGAGCAGAUCUCCGCAAGUUCUACGACCAGACUCCUUACACCAUCAUGUUUGGCCCGGACAAGUGUGGCAAUGACAACAAACUGCACUUCAUCUUUAGACAUAAGAACCCCAAGACUGGUGUCAUUGAAGAGAAGCAUAGCAAGAAGCCUACUCAACGUCUAGAUGAAAUUUACAAGGACAAGGAUCCUCAUCUCUACACUCUCAUCGUCCGGCCAGACAACACGUUCAGCAUACUCAUUGACAACAAGGAGGUCAACUCUGGAUCCCUGCUUGAAGACUUCGCGCCACCCGUCAACCCACCAGAAGAAAUUGACGACCCUAAUGAUAGGAAACCUGACGAUUGGGAUGAGAGGGAAAAGAUUGUUGACCCAACUGCAAAGAAGCCAGAGGACUGGGACGAGGAUGCGCCGGCACAGAUCGUUGACCCCAACGCUGUCAAACCCGAUGGUUGGCUCGACGACGAACCUGAAAUGAUUCAUGACCCUGAAGCAAAGAAGCCCGAAGAUUGGGAUGACGAUAUGGACGGUGAAUGGGAGGCUCCUCUCAUCGACAACCCAGUCUGUGCCUCCGCUGCAGGAUGUGGCAAGUGGAACCCUCCCACCAUUCCCAACCCCAACUACAAGGGCGUUUGGCGCGCUCCCCUGAUCAAGAACCCCAACUACAAAGGCAAGUGGAAGCCGCGCCGCAUUCCCAACCCGGAUUACUUCAAGGACGAAACGCCAUUCCGUAUGACGCCUAUUCAUGCCGUCGGCUUCGAGCUAUGGUCGAUGUCUCCAAUGCUUCUGUUCGACAACUUGAUCAUCACGGACGACCUGGCCGUUGCUGAGGAAUGGGCUCAGAACACCUUCGCACUCAAACGUGCUAAGAUCUCCAGGGAUUCGCAAACGCUAUGGGGCCGCAUGUUACGUGCGAUGAACUACAAGCCGGGCUGGUGGGCUCUGUACGCGGUCUACGUCGCUAUACCCAUCGUGGCAUACAUCGUCUGUCUCGUACGACGGGCUAAUGAGGAUUCUGACGCCGACAUGAAGAAGACGGACGCGGUGGUAGAGGACGAUCCUCACCAGUCUGAAGGUGAAGCUGAGGCUGAGGAGGAACUCAAGGAGGAAGCUGAGAGGCCCAGCAAGGCCGACCUUGAGGGCCCAGAGGUUGAUAACGACGAUGCUGAAGUCAUCACUACUACUGAAGAAGUAGCUGACACUACACCAUUAGUGGAUACAGAGGGCGCUGGUGACGGCCAAAGGAAACGCAAGCCUCGUCGGGAGUAAAUGUAUUCUGUGGCAGAUGUAUAGAUGUAAUACGUGUGUGUGAGUGCGCUGUCAUAGUGUGUGUAGCGAGCGGUCGUUGUCCACUAGUGACGUCACAGGCUAGUGACUACACUUACAAUGUUGAGCUCGGCAAUCUUAGACAAUUAACUAUCAACCUCAGUACCAUAUUAAAUAUCUACUAAAACAAACAACCAAAGAGUUGUGAAGACCAAAGCUAGAUUGUAAAUUAACAAGCACUGUUAAAAGUAAAGCAUUACAUUACACUGUAACAAUAUUUUGCUAGUAAACAUAAUAUUAAAAAAUUACAUGUUUCAUUAUUUUGAAUGGAACAAAUCUCAGUGUCAUAAUACAAGGUACUUAUAAUAACUCCCGGCUCAACAUUAAAGUGCAUAUCUGCCUUCUAUAUAAACCUUCUAUGUAGUUAAGCUAUGUUUAGUCCUAUAUAAUAUAGAAAAUUAUAUUCUCGUCUGUCUAUCACGCCCGUAAUACUUGUAUUUCGCGGUUUCCUUGUAUUUAAGGAAAUAAUUUGAUAUUUAUACUAUCAUAGUAUACUAAUGUUCUGCUAUUUUAAUACAAUACAGAAUGCAAAGGUAUUAAUAAUAUAUUUAGACAAAUUGUAGCAAUAAUUUAUUUGAGCAAAUAGGAAAAUAUGGGUAAAGCUAAACAUCUCUAUGACCAAAUUAUUUAUAACGGCUUCUUGGUAUAAAUACAUUAAUAUAUAAAAUAAUAAUGCUAAUUAUUCCCUUCUUAUUUUACAAAAGCACUUUGUAACUUAUUUUCUGCACUGCCAAAGAGCUUCAGCCGCCCUAUAUUUUAACUUGUGACCAAUUUAGUGAACAAAUGUUAAGGAGAUGACUUAUGUUAAAUAUUUUUAUGAUUUACAUAGAAACAUUGUUUUCAGCGGUCGGCGACACAAGUCGAGUUGUGACCCGAAUUCUGUAGCCGACCGCCUGAAGUUAUUAACUUAGCUGGCACUGUGUGCUCAAGAUUUUGUUACGAAUUUCAUUAAUAAAUAUUAUACAUAAUACAUGUGGAAUAUAAUAUAAUGUGGAAUAAAUAGUUUAAUUUGUAUAAUUUUCUCGUAUCCCUUUCGGGUUCCGUGUGAAAGCGUUAUAUGUAUAUAAUUUGUCGGCUUGUAUUAAUGUUAGUCGCAACUAAAUAUUUUCGUGCGAUUCCUUUCUGCAUUUUACUUUAUGACUUGUACAUUUAGAUAGAAAAAAACAUGCUUGUUCUCUAGUAUUAACUUCAUAAUAAUUGUAUGUAAUAUACAUGAAUGGCAUGAUGAAUGAUUUACUUCACCUAUUAUAGGUCGUGCUCACAGUAAACUAUUUAAAUUUUAUUUUGUAUGCAAUUCGCUUACUUAUGAGUUAAUGCGCUGGCGCCGGUGAGAACAAUGUAAUGUUAAAUAAUAUUACCGAUAUAUACACAAUCACAAUGUUCAUUGUCACUACAAAGAAACGUUUUAGCAACAUCAAAUUCAUGUUAUUGCUUAUAGAACAUAUACUUAUGUAGAUAAAAUAAUAAUCUUUGAAAAUUAUAACGAGCACGAUCUAACAUGGCUCACAGCAGUUAUUAAUAAAAAAUACAUACUGAUUAUAUUUGGAAUGUAACAGAAACUUAUUUACUUUUUAAUAGUUGGAUUCUACCAAGAUAUUCUGUGAGCCAUACGUACAUUCUCGCAAAGCUACGGUUGUUUAGGGCAGCUGUAAUAUAAAUACGUCUCGAUGCUUUUAUUUUCCUAAGUUCGACUGUGUGAUACGUGAAGUUAAUGGACUGUAAUUUAUAUGGAUAAUAAACUGAAUAAUUUUUA
Molecule: messenger RNA, 3742 nt
Organism: Spodoptera frugiperda (fall armyworm)
Lineage: Eukaryota; Metazoa; Arthropoda; Insecta; Lepidoptera; Noctuidae
Gene: Cnx99A
Product: calnexin
Exons: 13
Coding region: 157-1932 (591 amino acids)
Biological process (GO): protein folding
Cellular component (GO): endoplasmic reticulum membrane; endoplasmic reticulum
Molecular function (GO): calcium ion binding
Source: RefSeq, a predicted model, not a curated record